Molecule: messenger RNA, 1721 nt
Organism: Gastrolobium bilobum
Lineage: Eukaryota; Viridiplantae; Streptophyta; Magnoliopsida; Fabales; Fabaceae
Product: vacuolar cation/proton exchanger 3-like
Exons: 12
Coding region: 133-1485 (450 amino acids)
Biological process (GO): intracellular calcium ion homeostasis; calcium ion transmembrane transport
Cellular component (GO): plant-type vacuole membrane
Molecular function (GO): calcium:proton antiporter activity
Source: RefSeq, a predicted model, not a curated record
AUAGCUAUUGUGACAGUCACAAAGUACACUAUACUAUAUAUCAUUUUGUAGUUUCUCUACAAAAGCCAUCAUCAUAUCUAUCUACACUGGCUUUGUCCUUUGCUUGUGUUACAGAGACUGAGUUACUAGCAAAUGGGUUCUCACCAAUUACAAGAACAAACAUGGCUCCUGGAGAAUGGAAACAUCAAGGGGUUGAGCAAGGAGACGAAGCAUGGCCGCACUGCACACAACAUGUCAUCAUCUUCAUUGCGCAAGAAAUCUGACCGCACUCUUGUGUCCAAGGUUCGCUGUGCUUUGCUUAGAAACUUGCUUGUUAACUUCCAAGAGGUUAUUCUUGGAACCAAGCUUUCCAUUCUCUUCCCUGCCAUUCCUGCUGCCAUCUUUUCUCAAUGCUAUGGCUUUGGAAGACCCUUGGUUUUUGUGUUGAGCUUAGUUGGGCUUACCCCACUUGCUGAACGUGUAAGCUUCAUCACUGAACAAGUUGCCUAUUACACUGGUCCCACAGUUGGAGGGCUUCUAAAUGCAACAUGUGGGAAUGUUACUGAGCUUGUAAUAGCAAUACUUGCACUCAGUAGUAACAAAAUUGCUGUGGUUAAGUAUUCUCUCUUGGGUUCCAUCCUUUCAAACCUUCUUCUGGUUCUUGGAACUUCUCUAUUCUGUGGUGGCAUUGCAAACCUUAGAGCGGAACAAAAAUAUGACAGAAGACAAGCAGAUGUGAACUCACUUAUGCUGCUUCUGGGAUUGUUGUGCCACUUGCUUCCAAUGCUGUUCAGAUAUGGUGCUGCCUCACCUGCUCUCACUGCAGACCCAUCUCUCUACUUGUCAAGAGCUUCUAGUAUUGUGAUGUUGAUUGCAUAUUUUGCUUACCUUGUUUUUCAACUAUGGACACACCGGGAAUUAUUUGAAGCUGAAGAGGAAGUUGGAGAUGGCAACAAUGCUUCAGAAGAACAAGCUGUGAUUGGAUUCUGGAGUGGCUUUGCUUGGCUAGUUGGGAUGACUGUGUUCAUUGCUUUGUUGUCUGAAUACGUGGUGGAUACAAUUGAGGAUGCAUCAGAUUCAUGGGGUUUGUCUGUUAGCUUUCUCAGCAUAAUCUUGCUUCCAAUUGUUGGCAAUGCAGCUGAACAUGCAGGAGCAGUCAUAUUUGCUUUCAAGAACAAACUGGACAUUUCAUUGGGUGUUGCAUUGGGUUCUGCAACUCAAAUUAGCAUGUUUGUGGUUCCUCUAUGCGUGACUGUUGCUUGGAUAAUGGGUGUCAAAAUGGACCUCAACUUCAACCUCUUAGAGACAGGUUCUCUUGCUUUGGCAAUAAUAGCCACAUCCUUCACUUUACAGGAUGGUUCUUCUCACUACAUGAAAGGACUUAUUCUCCUGCUAUGCUACAUUGUUAUUGGGGCUUGCUUCUUUGUACAGAGAACACCCUUUGACCAAGCAAAUGUGACUAACAUCACAGUUAAAUCAGCCACUGAUGCAGUUUUAAGUGCCUAGUAGGAUUUUUGGCCUAUUUUGGUCCCUUCCUGAGAUGAAGGAUGGUGGCAUCCAAACUCAAAUGGAGAUUCAAUGAAUUGGUUAUUUGUUCAUUUCAAUCAUUUUGUCAUAUCCAGAUACAAGGCAGAAGAAGUUUGCAAGUAAUUUAAUUGCAAGCUGUGAAUAGAUCUCUGCUAGUGAUUUUGUGUCCAAGAUUUUUAAUCAUAUGGAUGUUAUAUCACAGAGAUUUCAAAUAA